GGAGUGUUGAGGAGCAGCAGUGUGGUGGUGACCCUCAAUCUGCUGGAGCACGUGACACUCCUAGCUAAGCGCCGUCGGUACUCGUAAUCUCUCCUUUCUCCUCUUCCUUCUUCUCCUCCUUCUUCUUCCCCUUCUCCGUCCCGGGUUGUGCGUCUUGCUGCGGUCACUUGGGUGCUUGCCUCCUCCUCCGUCAGAAGCACCUUAGACAACGUUUUGGUGAGGAGGUGAGCCCCGUGAUUUCGCUACGAGAACACAGAAGUGGGUUGUUAUUUUAGACAGAAAAAACGAGAGAGAGGAAAAAAAUCAAGCUGUUGUACUCACGAGACUUGGAGUAGCGAGGAAAUGUUGGAGUGUCAACUAUCCGCCCCCGCCACACCAGUCAACCACCACACCGCUCCUCGCCCCUCAUACGCCAUCACCUCACUCCUCACCUGCCUCCAGUAGGGGACGAGCUACCUGGGAAACAGCAUCAGAGGUGAACGACUCCUGAAAGUGACCAGAAGUGGCCUCCUCUGUGUACUGCCUGAGAGGGAGAGAGAGAGAGAGAGCGCGAGUGUGUGUGUGUGUUCAAGAGACGAUGCAGCAAUACAUGGUGGGUCGCUCGAACACGGCAGGAUCCUGAGAGCCCCGGCAGAAGCGGCGUGUGGGAGGCGAAUCUUUUGGAGAAGCUGAGAGUUGGACAUCCGCCAGCAGCAGGAGCAGCAGCAGCAUCAAUAGUAGCGGUAGGAGGAGGAACUAUCAUAAGAGCCCGGCGGUGAGGUAAAAUUUGUACUAGGACCGAUACAGGAGAGUCACGGCGUUGGGAACACUCGUGGUGAACCAGAAUAAGAUCCACGGCGAUAAAAAAAAGAAAAGAAAAAAGUUUAUGGUAGACUUAAAUCAAUUACCAAAACACUGAUAGACAAACCACACCCUAACACCAACAAUGAGAAUGUGGAAAGUAGAACGUGAGGAAGUGUGAGUAACACUGAAUACCUGGAAGAGGAGUGAGUGGCAGAACGACAACAACAACUGAACGUGAACGAGAGACUCCAACAGCGAGGAGCGUAAAUGAUCCAACACCAACAAUAGCGAGAACUUAAGACGUCGAGAAGAGAGGACUUGGCUUGGUGGGUUAGCUGAAGACGGAUGGAUAUUGGAAACAGUAGAGCAGGGCCUGGUAGUGUCUUGUCUAACUCCAGCAGCGAGGGCCUGGCAGUGUCUUGUCUAACUCCAGCAGUGAGGGCCUGGCAGUGUCUUGUCUAACUCCAGCAGUGAGGGCCUGGCAGUGUCUUGUCUAACUCCAGCAGUGAGGACGUGUAGCGUGAAGGACCAACAAGAGGAGAGAAAGACUCGUGUCCCCCAAACCCACCGUGUAAAUAUCCAAUAACAGCAAUAUUAUCACUGAGAGGAAGAGGAACAAGAUGACCCUGUGUGUUACUGUACUACCGGAGCCUGAAGUAGGUCUAUGGCUCCGGUUUUACAUCUACGGCCUUCACGGGUUUAUGAUUGAGGUGAUUUUUACAGCCGUGUGGGACUUCAUAGUUAACAGAGACUGGGCGCUUGUCGGUUGUACGAGUGUUUGGUCACUCUUCAUCUACGGUGUGGGGAGUCUAGUGAUGGAGAGGUUCUAUCGUCGCUACCACGCCACUGUUCCUUUACCUCUUCGGGGGCUUUGUUACGUCGCUUGGACUUACCUGUGGGAAUUCUCUACAGGUAUGUUGUUGCGGCAGUAUGGCGCAUGUCCGUGGGAUUACACAGACAGAAACUACAAUCUACUGGGACUCAUCACUCUCGAGUACUUCCCCGCCUGGUACUUCGCUGCAGUCCUCACCGAGCAGAUCCUUAUGCAUAACCUUCUCUUCGUCUCCCUCUACUCCCAGGACUCUCAUAAUCGGCUGUACCAUAAGGGAUAGGGAAGAACAUGAGAGACCUGACUGUCACUUGUUUUAUAUCGACCAUCAGUAACCCUUGUGACUGUCACUUGUUUUAUGACGACCAUCAGUAACCCUCGUGACUGUCACUUGUUUU
Homarus americanus (American lobster) is the source of this 2010-nucleotide messenger RNA. Its product is annotated as transmembrane protein 229B-like. The transcript is spliced from 5 exons. Bases 1404 to 1895 code for a protein of 163 amino acids. The record is from RefSeq and is a predicted model, not a curated record. Lineage: Eukaryota; Metazoa; Arthropoda; Malacostraca; Decapoda; Nephropidae.